UAAUGGGAUCACAUGCGUUUGGAAUCACAUCAGAAUGGGUCGUCACCGAGUGGAUGAAACCCAUGAUAUUGACACACCCAUUACAGGUGAGCUUGAGUAGCCUAUUAAAAGGAGGAAAAGAAGCCAUUCAUUUUCAGCAGAGCUACAGAAUCAAGUAGAAGAUAUGGCUGUCUUGUUGGUCACUUUCCUUGCUGCUCUUCUGUGUCCCUCCGUCCACAGUGCGGACUCUGCAGUGGCAUGGUGCUAUCACAAGCCAACAUGCAAUUUUACCACCUGGCCCCAAAUUGCUCCUCAAUCCUGCAAUGGAUCCAAGCAAUCUCCUAUUGAUAUCAAGACUACAAGUGUUCAGGGUGAUCCUAAACUGACUUCAUUCACCUUCACUGGUUUUGAUGACAACUCCACCUUCAUGUCAAUCGCUAACUCCGGCGACUCUGUGGUGGUCAACCUGGAUGAUGAGAAAAUGGCAGUGCAAGGAGGUGAUCUUCCAGGCCUGUACAACACUAAACAAUUCCAUCUCCACUGGGGUAACGGCAGCUCCUCACCUGGCUCCGAACACACUGUGGAUGGCAAACAAUACCCAAUGGAGCUACACAUUGUGAAUGUCCAUUCAAAAUACAGCGGGAGUGUGUCAGCUGCUCUAGCUGCUAAUGACAACCAAGCAUUGGCUGUUCUUGGUUUCUUAAUUGAGGGAACCAAUGAACCAAACAAAACAAAAGGUUGGGAUAUCCUAACAUCCUUUUUGAAACAGAUCCCUGCUUCAGGUAAUACAACACUAGACAUCAUGAAUCAAAUCACAAUGAACAGUCUGCUUGAAGGGGUGGACACGACUAAAUAUUACCGGUACCAGGGCUCUCUUACCACACCCAACUGCAAUGAAGCUGUGAUUUGGACUGUGUUCAAAGAUCCCAUCAAAGUCAGUCAGGACUUGAUCAACCGCUUCAGCACAACUACCUUUUUCAAGUCCGGUCCUUCAGUUCUGACGACCAACAACUUCAGAGGAGUUCAGCCCUUGAAUGGCAGAGUUGUGACAUCACAGCCCUCCGCAGCAUCUUCAUCUGUGGCCGCAUCCACUGUAUCCACUGUAUCGAUCAUCACACUUCUUCUCUUGUCAAGUUUGUGUUGGCUGUGAAAACAUUUGUGGGGUUUUUUUGCACACCAAUAUGGGCUUGUUUAGUGUAAUUGAUUUCUCUUGUACAUUAUGUGUCAGAUUUAUUGAUCAUUUUUGAUAAUGGUUGAUGUUUUCUGUAAUAUUUUAAGUUUUUCACAUGUAUCUUCUUAUCUUGAUGAUACUUGACUGUUUGUAAUUCUACCCAUUGUAUUUUUAAAUGCACGAUUUGUCGCAAUAACAUUUAGAGGCCUUUAGUU
Pimephales promelas (fathead minnow) is the source of this 1365-nucleotide messenger RNA. RefSeq names its product carbonic anhydrase 4. Gene Ontology annotation, molecular function: carbonate dehydratase activity; zinc ion binding. The record is from RefSeq and is a predicted model, not a curated record. Gene Ontology annotation, cellular component: plasma membrane. NCBI's taxonomy places the organism in Eukaryota, Metazoa, Chordata, Actinopteri, Cypriniformes, Leuciscidae.